Conger conger (European conger) is the source of this 12408-nucleotide messenger RNA. Its product is annotated as chromodomain-helicase-DNA-binding protein 9-like. The record is from RefSeq and is a predicted model, not a curated record. The transcript has 39 exons. Gene Ontology annotation, molecular function: protein binding; ATP-dependent chromatin remodeler activity; ATP binding. Bases 491 to 9235 code for a protein of 2914 amino acids. Lineage: Eukaryota; Metazoa; Chordata; Actinopteri; Anguilliformes; Congridae.
GUCACGACACCAGACCAUAGGCUGGGGGAGAGAAGUGGCGAUGUGGAAACACGUGUGCGAUUCGCUCCCUUAACAAAUGAAAGGUCUGCCUAGUCCAGCUGUCUGAGCUCAGCGCUGAGAGCAAGUUUGGCCCGUUUCUGUAAGUGUAACUGAACUUGCCAGAUAAUCGGGGGGCUAAAUCUAUUGCAUACUUUAAGAUAGGCUAUCUAUUUGGAAAGGAAUACCGGUUUAGUCUGAUAGCUUCCCAAGCUGGUUGGCUGUCUUACUAUCUUAGACAAGGGACGAAGACCUCUCCGAAGACACGACACUGGCACGUACACAGGAUGCUAAGGAUCUAUUUAUAAUGAACUGGAGAGCUGUCUUGUCAGCUUACCUUGAUGGAUGAAUUGCGGUUCCGUAUCUUGUGAACCUUUCAGUCAAGAAGAGUGAGAAGCCAAUAGGAGCCCGGCCGGCGUGGAGGAUUUGGGGAGAUUUGCCUGAGAUUUGCACCAUGACUGACCCCAUGAUGGACUUCUUCGAUGACCCGAACCUGUUUGUGGGCGGUUUGGAGGGGCUCUCGGACGAGGGUUUUGCGUCGGGCCCGGUGUCUCUGGUGGACGAGCUGAACCUGAGCGCCGGGUUCGAGCCGCUGCAGGUGGAGCCGAUGGCCAUCGGGAAGCACCCCGGCAUCGUGCCCACCACCUCCUCUCAGAGCAUGACCUUCGAGCAGCAGAUCAGCCAUUUCGAGGCCAUGAAGACCCCUCACCCCAUCGGGCAGGCCUUCCCCGCCCCCGACGGCGGAGCCAUCAGCGGGGGCGGUGGAGGCAUGAUGUCCCAGCAUGCCCAGUUCCACAGCUCCCCCGCCCAGCAGGCGCCCCAGUCCAACGGGCUCUUCCCUGACAGUAGCCCCAUGUGGGGUAACCAGGACCAGAACGGGAACUCCUUCCACCAGCUGCCCCCACAGCAGCCUGGCCACCACCAGCACCUUAAUCAGCAGCACCAUCACCACCUCCAGCAGCCGCACGUGGGCUCCCAGCCCCUGCACCAGCACGGGAAGGCCUUUCCAGAGCACCACAACUUUGACUUUUACCAAGGAAACCUGGCGCCAAAGGAGCAGCAGCAGCAGCAGCAGCAGCAGCAGCAGCCAAACCCGCAUGGCCUGCCCCAUUCCCUGCCACUUAAUGCUAGCGGGAGCCGUAAUGGCAGUCCUUUCCACCCAGGCGGAGUGGCUAACGCCAUGAGCCAGCCCGCUAAGGCCUAUCUGGAUGCGCACAGCACCUCCUUUCCAGGUGGCCCCCAGCAGCAGCAGCAGCAGCAGCAGCAGAGCAGGAUGCUAAGCUGCCAGGGGGCUCAGAAGUUUCCUGGUCCAGGGGAGGACAUGGGCCUGCCGUUCUCCAGAUCGCCGGCCCUCUCCUCCUGCUCGGUCAGUUCCAGCGUUGCCUACCCUCCACCCCAGUACUCCUUCCCACCACAGCCUUCGGCCCCAGCACCUGCAGGUCCCGCCAAAGCUGUGGGGGCCGCCGCCCUGCACGCCUCCAUGCCGGACUUCUCGGGGGCGGGGGACGCGUUUUCGUUGAUCCCUGGGCUGGGCCAACAGCAGGAGCAGCAGGAGGCUGUGACCCAGGCGGGGAAAUGCCCCUUCCAGGCCCUGCAUCAGCCUCGGCAGGCUCAGGGAAGCUACAGCAGCUCCGGGAUGUUCUCCCCAGACAUGGGCUGCUACUCUGGAGCUGUGAGCCAGCACCCCGCCACCCAGCAGGGGACCUGCCAGGCAGCCAUAGCGCCAGCAACCGCUGGCAACGGAUACCAGGCCCUGGACGAGAACCUCCUGCAACAAGUAGGAGGUCACAGUGGGGGGUUUGGGGAACUUGAGGCCCCAGACCUCCUGGGGGACGAUCUCCUGCCUCAACUGGAGGCGGCCCUGAGCCAGGAGACCCCUCUGGAGCACCAGGAUGACUCCAACUGCUCCUGGACCAACGGCAACCAGGACGAAGACGAGGACAGCUCCUUCUCCGUCAACUACGAGCUGCAGCCCUGUAAGAACACUAAUGGUUCCAGUAACCACCCGCGGGUCCUGAGCCCUACCAUGAAGAGCAGCUCGUCUUCCUCGUCGUCGUCGUCGUCCUCCUCCUCCUCCUCCUCUUCCUCGGAGAAGAGGCUGCAGAGGAUGCAGGCGAUGGAGGCGCUGCCCGAGGACAAGCAGCUGAAGGCCAAUCGGAUCAUCUCCGAGGCCGUCGCCAAGGCGCGGCAGCGCGGCGAGAAGAACAUCCCGCGCGUCAUGAGCCCCGAGAGCUUCCCCAGCUCCGCCCAGCGCCGCGGCCGCCACGGCAACAAGGCCCGGCCCAAGGGCAAGGGCUCCAAGAAGGCCCGCAUCGUCACCUCCAAGCAGGCCAAGCAGAAGCCCAAGAUCGGGAAAAUCGUCAUCAAACUGGGCAAGAAGAAGAAGCGGAAGAACGAGUCUUCAGAGGAGCCUUCUGAUGACGAGCCGCCACCGCGCCGCUCCUCCAAAGACGACGAUUCAAAGAGAAGGUCCAACCGGCAGGUGAAGAGGAAGAAGUAUGUGGAGGAUGGGGAGUCCAGGGUGUCGGACGAGGAGGUGCGGGUGAUCGUCAAGGCGAAGAAGCCCAAGAAGGACCCGUCCGCUCAGCUGUUUGUGGAAAACCCUAGUGAGGAGGACGCAGCCGUUGUUGAUAAGAUCAUGGCGUCUCGCGUGUUGAAGAAUGAGGUCUCCCCUGGAGUCGUGGUUGAAGUGGAGGAGUUCUUUGUGAAAUACAAAAACUACUCGUACCUGCACUGUGAGUGGGCCACGGAGCAACGCCUGGAGAAGGACAAGAGGAUCCAGCAGAAGAUCAAACGCUUCCGGAUUAAACAGGCGCAGAGGGCACACUUCUUCGCUGAUAUAGAAGAGGACCCCUUUAACCCCGAUUACGUGGAGGUGGACAGAGUUCUGGAAGUCUCUUACUGUGAGGACAAGGACACUGGAGAGCCGGUGGUGUACUACCUGGUGAAGUGGUGCUCGCUGCCCUAUGAGGACAGCACGUGGGAGCUGAAGGAGGAUGUGGACCAGAGCAAGGUGGAGGAGUUUGAGCAGCUGCAGGCCGUCCGGCCUGACCUACGCAGGAUGGAGCGCCCCCCAGCCAGCCACUGGAAGAAGAGGGGGCAUUCCCGAGAAUACCAGAACGGCAACAGCCUCAGGGACUACCAGCUGGAGGGAGUCAACUGGCUCCUCUUCAACUGGUAUAACAGACGGAACUGUAUCCUGGCUGACGAAAUGGGCCUGGGGAAAACCAUCCAGUCCAUCACAUUCCUGGAGGAGAUCCACCGCGUCGGGAUCCGGGGCCCCUUCCUCAUCAUCGCCCCGCUCUCCACCAUCGCCAACUGGGAGCGCGAGUUCCGCACCUGGACCCAGCUCAACGUCAUCGUGUACCACGGCAGCGGGGUCAGCCGCCAGAUGCUGCAGCAGUACGAGAUGUACUUCAGAGACGCGCAGGGCCGCGGGCUUCACGGGGGCUACAAGUUCCAGGCCAUCAUCACCACCUUCGAGAUGAUCCUGGGCGGCUGUCCCGAGCUCAACGCCAUCGAGUGGCGCUGCGUGAUCAUCGACGAGGCCCACCGCCUGAAGAACAAGAACUGCAAGCUUCUGGAGGGCUUCAAGCUCAUGAACCUGGAGCACAAGGUGCUUCUCACAGGCACUCCUCUCCAGAACACGGUGGAGGAGCUCUUCAGCCUGCUGCACUUCCUGGAGCCCUCCCGCUUCCCCUCGGAGAACACCUUCCUGCAGGAGUUUGGGGAUCUGAAGACUGAGGAACAGGUCCAGAAGCUGCAGGCCAUUCUGAAGCCCAUGAUGUUGAGGAGGCUGAAGGAGGACGUGGAGAAGAAGCUGGCGCCAAAAGAGGAGACCAUCAUCGAGGUGGAGCUCACCAACAUCCAGAAGAAGUACUACCGCGCCAUCCUGGAGAAGAACUUCUCCUUCCUGGCCAAGGGCGCCGGCCAGGCCAAUGUGCCCAACCUGGUCAACACCAUGAUGGAGCUGCGCAAGUGCUGUAACCACCCCUACCUCAUCAAAGGGGCAGAGGAGAAGAUCCUGGAGGACUUUCGGGAGGUCUACAGCCCCAGCGCCCAUGACUUCCACCUGCAGGCCAUGGUGCAGUCGGCAGGCAAGCUGGUGCUCAUCGACAAGCUGCUGCCCAAGAUGAAGGCCGGGGGCCACAAGGUCCUCAUCUUCUCCCAGAUGGUGCGCUGCCUGGACAUCCUGGAAGACUUCCUCAUACAGAGACGGUACCUCUACGAGAGGAUUGACGGGCGCGUGCGGGGGAACCUUCGCCAGGCCGCCAUCGACCGCUUCAGCAAGCCCGACUCGGACCGCUUCGUCUUCCUGCUCUGCACCCGGGCGGGGGGGCUGGGCAUCAACCUGACCGCAGCCGACACCUGCAUCAUCUUCGACUCGGACUGGAACCCCCAGAACGACCUGCAGGCCCAGGCUCGCUGUCACCGGAUCGGGCAGGACAAGGCGGUGAAGGUGUACCGGCUGAUCACGCGGAACUCGUACGAGCGGGAGAUGUUCGACCGCGCCAGCCUCAAGCUGGGCCUGGACAAGGCCGUGCUGCAGAGCAUGAGCGGGAGGGAGACCUGCACGGGCGGACAGGCGCAGCAGCAGCUCUCUAAGAGGGAGAUCGAGGACCUGUUGCGUCGCGGAGCGUACGGAGCCAUCAUGGACGAGGAGGACGAAGGCUCCAAGUUCUGCGAGGAAGACAUCGACCAGAUCCUCCAGCGCCGCACCAAGACCAUCACCAUCGAGUCUGAGGGCCGGGGGUCCACCUUCGCCAAGGCCAGUUUUGUGUCGUCUGGAAACAGGACGGACAUCUCCCUGGAUGACCCCAACUUCUGGGACAAGUGGGCGAAGAAGGCGGAGAUCGACGUGGCCACAGUGAAUGGCAGAAACAGCCUGGUGAUCGACACGCCCCGCGUGCGGAAGCAGACGCGGCCCUUCAGCGCCACCAAAGACGAGCUGGCGGAGCUGUCUGAGGGAGAGAGCGACGGAGACGGCAAGCCCAAACUGCGGCGUCCCCACGACCGGCUCAGCAGCUACGGCCGCACCGAGUGCUUCCGCGUGGAGAAGAACCUGCUGGUGUACGGGUGGGGGCGCUGGAAGGAUAUCCUCCUCCACGGGCGCUUCAAGAGGCAGCUGACUGAGCGGGACGUGGAGAUGAUCUGCCGGGCCCUGCUGGCCUACUGCCUGGUGCACUACCGCGGGGACGACAAGAUCAAGAGCUUCAUGUGGGACCUGAUCGCCCCCACCGAGGACGGCCAAACCAGGGAACUGCAGAACCAUCUGGGUCUGUCCACCCCGGUCCCCCGGGGGAGGAAGGGGAAGAAGAUGAAGGCUCAGGUCAGCUCCUUCGACAUCCACAAGGCCGAGUGGAUCAGGAAGCACAACCCGGAACACCUGCUCCAGGACGACGGCUACAAGAAGCACCUCAAGCACCACUGCAACAAGGUGCUGCUGCGGGUCAGAAUGCUCUACUACCUGAAACAGGAAGUGAUCGGAGACCAGUCCCAGAAGGUUCUAGGCGGCGCCGACUCCAGAGAGGUCCAGAUUUGGGUUCCCGAGCUGGACCACUCUGAACUCCCGGCCCUGUGGUGGGACGCCCAGGCUGACAAGUGCCUACUGCUGGGAGUGUACAAGCACGGCUAUGAGAAGUACAACACUGUCCGUGCGGACCCCGCCCUCUGCUUCCUAGAGCGAGUGGGCAGGCCUGACGAGAAGGCCAUCGCAGCCGAACAGCGAGCCAACGACUUCAUGGACGGAGACGUGGAUGAUCCGGAAUACAAGCCUGCUCCAGCCCUGCUGAAGGAUGAUAUGGAGGAUGACGCUUCCUCUCCGGGGGACCUGGUCGUGACGGACCCCGCUGGAGACGGCGGGGUGCCCAUGGAGGGGGACGUGGCGUACUGGCCCCCUCCCUCGGCCCUAACAGCCCGCCUGCGGCGCCUCAUCACGGCCUCCCAGCGCUUCACCAAGAGCCGGCAGAUCCAGCACAUCCACCAGUCCCAGCAGACCGUGCUGCCCAACCCCUGCGUCCUGCCGCCCGCCUUCAGCGACUCGCUCACCCCUAAGAUGGCCGCCAAGAUGGAGCGUCAGCAGAGGUGGACCCGGAGGGAGGAGGCCGAUUUCUACCGCGUGGUGUCCACGUUCGGGGUGGUGUUCGACCCCGAGCUGGCCUGCUUCGACUGGACCAAGUUCCGGGCCAUGGCGCGGCUGCACAAGAAGACGGACGAGAGCCUGCAGAAGUACCUGUGGGCCUUCACCGCCAUGUGCCGCAGAGUGUGUCGCCUGCCAGCCAGAGACGAGGACUCGGUGGACCCAUCCAUCUCCAUCCAGCCAAUCACGGAGGAGCGCGCGUCUCGCACGCUGUACCGCAUCGAGCUGCUGCGGAAGGUGCGGGAGCAGGUGCUGCGGCACGCCCAGCUCUACGAGCGUCUGGCCCUGUGCCAGCCGGGGCCCGACCUGCCCGUGUGGUGGGAGCCCGGCCCCCACGACCGCGACCUGCUGAUCGGGGCCGCCAAGCACGGCGUGAGCCGCACGGACUACCACAUCCUGCGCGACCCCCAGCUCUGCUUCAUGAGCGCCCAGCGCAACUACAGCCACGCCAAGGGCGCCCCCGCCCUGCUGCAGCCCCACUACCAGGCCCUGCUGGCGGGGUCCCCCCUGCCGCCCCCCUCCCGCCAGCCCGAGGACCCCAGGACGCUGCCCAAAGAGGAGCCCGUCUCCGAGGAGGAGGCGGGGGACAGGAGGCCGCAGGCGGACGGCUGGAGCCCCAAAACGGGCCCCGCCACCCCCACCGGCCUGGACUGCAGAGGGGGCCCCGCUAAGGGGGGCAGCGAGAAGCGCAUGGUGGCGGCCCGGACCAAGCCCCUCACGCCCAACUCCUCCACGCAGAAGCAGAGGAAGCCGCGCAAGAGGAGCCGCAAGGAGGCGCGCCGGGGCUCCGACUCUGACGGCUCCUCCUCCUCCUCCUCCUCACGGUCCUCCUCUUCAUCCUCCUCCUCCUCGUCCUCCUCUUCCUCUCGCUCUCGCUCAGGCUCCAGCUCCUCCUCCUCUUCCUCCUCCUGCUCUUCCGGAUCCUCGUCCUCCUCUUCCUCCUCUUCGUCUGACAACAGCGACAGUGAGGGUGAAGAUGGGAAGAAAAAUGCGACCGCGGUGCCCAGCGUGAAGGGGUUCGACGAGGACAGCGUGGCCUCCGUCAGCACCACGCUGGACGAGACGCAGGACAGCUACCUCACCGAGAACGGCCUGCCCAACUCCCACCAGCCCUUCCAGGGAGGCUUCAUGCUCGCUGCCUCCUACUGGCCAAAGGACCGGGUCAUGAUCAACCGGCUGGACAGUAUCUGUCAGGCGGUGCUGAAGGGCCAGUGGCCAGGGCUGAGGCGAGCCUAUGAGCCCAGCGUGGUGUCCUCCUUUUACACCACCAAGCUGCGGGACAGUCCCCCCCCUGCGGGGCUCCCGGGCCUGGGAGAGGAGCCCCCGGCCUCUCCUCAGAUGUCAAAGGUGAAGAAGCAUGUCCCAGACAAGGAGUUUACAGUGAAAAUCAAUAACCAGGAAGGUGGUUUGAAGCUGACCUUCCAGAAGCAGGGGCUGCCCCAGAAGAGGCAGCUGGAGGGGGAGGAGGGCCCUGUGGGGCAGCAGCAGUACCUGGCCCGUCUGCAGGAGCUGCAGAGCGCCUCAGACUCCAGCCUCGCCGACUACAGCCGGCCUCUGAGCGGCCUGGGCCCCGGGUUCCCAGGACAGAUGAGGGUAAACGGGGUCAUGGACGGCCAGCCUGUGGUGAAGAAGAGGAGAGGGAGGAGGAAGAACGUGGAGGGCAUGGACCUCCUGUUCAUGAACAGGACCCGAGUCCCCACAACAACUCCCGACCAGGUGCCCCCUGGCUGGUGUAGCGGUGCCAAGCCCAGCCCUUCUGCAGGCCCCGCGCUGGGGUUCGGACAGGGCCCGGCCCAGGGGCCCGGGGACACCGAGAGCAGGGUCCCCGUCAUCAACCUGAAAGACGGCACGCGGCUGGCAGGAGACGAUGCCCCCAGGAGGAGAGACCUGGACCUGUGGCUGAGAGAGCACCCGGGCUUUGUGGCGGAUGUUGGGUCCUUCAUCCCUGGGACCACUAAGAUGCAAUUUCCGGAGGUCCGGCCCAAGCAGAAGAGGCACCGCUGCCGGAACCCCAACAAGAUGGACGUGAACAGCCUGACGGGCGAGGAGCGGGUGCAGAUCAUCAACCGGAGGAACGCCCGCAAGGUGGGCGGUGCCUUCGCGCCUCCUCUGAAGGACCUGUGCCGCUUCCUGCAGGAGAACCCGGAGUACGGGGUCCCCCCGGAGUGGGCUGACGUGGUGAAGCAGUCGGGUUACCUGCCUGCGAGUAUGUUUGACCGCAUCCUGACGGGGCCCAUCGUGCCCGAGGAGGUGAGCAGGAGAGGGCGUCGGCCCAAGAGCGCCGCGGCUAAGGCGGCCGCGGCGGCUAACGCCGGCUCCGCCCCCCUGGCCCUCAACCCCCUGCUGGCCAACGGGCUGCUGUCGGGCCUGGACCUGUCCAGCCUGCAGGCCCUGCAGCAGAACCUGCAGCUCGCUGCCGGCAUCAUGGGCCUGCCGGGGGACGCCAACAGCCUGGCCGCCAUGUUUCCCAUGAUGCUCUCCGGCAUGGCCGGGCUCCCCAACCUCCUGGGCCUCAGCGGGCUGCUGGGGAAGGCCCAGGAGGCGGCCGCCGGCUCCGAGGGGAAGAGGAAGGGGCCCGGGGGGGACGGCGCGGCCCCCAAAGCCCCCGGCUCGGACCUCAAAGCCGAAAGGACCGAAGGCGAAAGCGCCGGCCCCCGCCCCGGCGACCCCUCGUCCUCCUCCAGCAUUCCGCCAAGUGCUUCUGCCUCCGCGGCCCACCCGGUCGCCCUCAACCCACUGCUGCUCUCCAGCAUGCUGUACCCAGGGAUGCUGCUCACUCCAGGCCUUAACCUGCCCCUGUCCUCACUGCCGCAGUGCGCCACGCCCGACACGCAGCCCAAGAGCCGGGCCGCCGCGCCCGCGCCCAGCCAGGAGCCCCCCCGGGCCGCCGGGGAGACGGGGGCCCCCGCCAGGGGCCAGGAGGAGGAGUCCGAGGACGAGUCCGCGGAGCAGAAGGAGAACAGCGGGGCGGAGGGCUCGGAGAAAGGGGAGUCCUCUUCAUCCGAGUCGGACAGCUCCUCUUCAACGUCGGGGGAUUCGGACUCCAGCGAUGAAGACUGAACCCUGUGCACCCCCCAGCACUUACAUUGUGAUUUUCUUUUCCUCUUAUUUGUAAAUAACAAAAUCAAAGUGUUGUGUAAUAAAGACAAAAAAAAAAAAAACAACUAAAAAACGGAUCUAGAGAUACUGAAUAAAAUUUCAGUGUUUGUUCAAAGGUACAAUAUUGUUUUGAUAGAUAAUUUGCAUGUUGAACUUUAUUAGACUUCAAAAAUUUGUGAACUUGUAUUACACUAUGGUGUACAAUUGCAAAAAAAAAGAAAAGAAAAAAAACACACAAAAAGGCAUUAUUGUUAUUAUGUUGGGAUUUAAUUUUAUUAAAAAAAAAAAGAAGAGAAUUAACGCUCAAGCGGAGCUGUAUGUUUAAUAUAUUUGGAGUGGAAAAAAAAAAACAUCUUUAUAAAUAUUUUGGUUUAAUUUGUAAAUACUUUUACAGGCUCCUGGACAGUUCUGAUUUACAGGUGAAACUUUGGAAAAGUCAGCAAUAACUCAGGCAGCUAAUGAAUGUGGCAGAAGCUGUUUGGCCUCAGAUCCUCUCUCGGCUGUUCGCGCGGGGCAGCGAGCGUUUGGCCCCCGUUCCCGCCGCGCCUCGCUUGUUGUGCAAGUUCUCCACCCCAGGGAAAGAGGCGGACAUUCUGGGUGGAGUCAUCGCACCUCAACACAUAGGAGAGUUCCUUAAAACCAUGGCUGUAUGCAUCACAUGCCUGUAUGUAAAUAAUGAAUUUAUCGCUAUAUAUACUGUAUAUAUAUAUAUUAUUUUUUUCCUUCAGAAGUAGAUCUUCUCAAACUGAGCUGCACUUUAGUCUCAUAAGUGCUCUUGCACACGUAUCCAGGUUGGUCCGGGGGCGGGCGUCCGCUCCCCGUGGGGGCGAGGCUCCUGCCGCAGGGCCAGGGGACUGGACAACAAGCGAGCGCCGAACGCGUGUGCCAAACGCUCCUCUCCCUCGCGGAAGCCCGGCUUGAGAAAAUACAACCAUGAAAUUAAAAAUAAAGGAAAGAAAGCUAUCUCGUGUUGUAGUGCGCUGCUGAUUUGCAUUUGAAAUUCCUGUGCAGUUUGAGUUGUGUGGAGCAGUGUGAAGCAGCCCUGGGGGGCUGAGGGGUCUGUGGUUUCCUUUCCUUCGGCUGCCUGCUACAGGCCCUGAGAACAAGUGUGUCCUCUUCAGCCGAUACGACGAUUUCAUUUAGUCACUGGUGCUGGAGCACUCGAGAACCCAGCAGACACAGCGGCCCUCCAGGACGGGAGUCUCCCGCGCCUGUGGGCUGUCUUACAGUACCUGCCUACCUGUGCUGAGCGGAGCGAUGGCUUACUGCUAACCACAGGUUACUGUCUCUUGUGGCUCGGAGCACACGUACGCACAUGUUGUGUAAUCCGUUAUCUACUCUUUCUGCAGGCUGCCAUAACCGCUCCCAUUCACCGUGUCCUUACGUGUGCUUCUGUGCUUCUUCUGUCGGGUUUCCCACGCCGCCUCCUCCCCUAUCUGUCCGUUUCAUUCCUUAAGUUGUUGCGAACGCUUCAUCCGCGUGGCGGUCCGCGUUCCGUCAGCUGCGUUGUGCGUGACGUCCCCUUCGAGCAGCUCGGAGGACUCUUGAGGCGCUCCAGUCUGUUCGAGAGAGGCCUGACCGUUUCCGGGUCCAGCUGACUGGAAAGUGGGAGCGUAACCGCGCGCGGAUCCCUUGGUUACGCUCGCCGUCGCCGUUGGAGAUCCGAACCUUGACAUUCUUGGCGUCACUGCACCUGGGGUCACGGUUGCGAAAGCAAGCCACACAUUACAUACGAAAGGCCGUGGUUGACUGUCAUGGACACUUUGGCUGAUUAAAAUGAUGGUGGAUGUGACCUUUUAAAGUUUUCAUCUUUGUUAUUUCAUUUAAUAAGCUGCAGCGUUUUGUUAUAAGCCAGAGUAACGAACGGGUAUGUGAAUGAUGUAAUUGUUUCUGAUGUCCAAGCCACACCACACACUGAGAUACAGGCUGACAGAUGACAGAUUAUUUCAGGAUACGUGCCAUUCGUCUUCCCGGACUUGGCCUUUAGGGUCGACAUCAACACCUUGAAUUCGGUCUAAAUUCCUGCUUUUCAUCUAUUAAACCUACUGUAUGCAGUUGUGCCUCAAGUUUGACUAAAACUUUUGCCUUAAAAAGAAACUUUUGCAUUUAUUCACUGGGCUUGGCGCAGGAGGUUUGCUGGAUGAUGAAUGACCCGAGGCUUGUUCUGGUUAGGUAAUGCUCUGCUUCAAACACAUGCAGUCUGUUAUCUAGCACAGAGAUAAGGCUCGGCUUAGAUUCAGUUGCAUUGUGCUUUAUCUCACAGUUGCUAAUCCAAGGCCAAAAAUGAAUGUCCAAAGACUGAGCUCAUUGUCUGGAUGGGAGAUGCACUAAAAUGCUAAAAUGGACAAAGGACAGUUAGAUUGAAAUGGACUAUGAAAGUCAGACUGGUUCUUCCUGAUAUUGGUUAUUCUAUUGGACGUAAUUCCUCAUAUUGUAUUUUCACUCAAUUUACUCACUUUAUGACAUUGAUAACGUACAGAUAAAAAAAUACCAAUGCACUGGCUUGACUUUACAAGCCAAACCAACAAUAAUACAGGCAGUCAUUGAAAUUGUGUUUGAAUUUGCAGACAUGUAGCUAUUCAAAAUAACUGAUUCUUAAUCUCAUUCGAAGCAGUACCUGUAACUGUCAUCAGGUGGCUCAGGAUCGCAUUAUCCUGUGCAAACUACAGUGUGUAUUAUCUGAGGGUCCUUAAACCUCUUCUACAUUGACUUCUGAUGUUCUGUAUGACGCUAUAUUUCUACAUUAUUUGAUUCCAUGUCACUUUGUCGUUCCCCUUUAAUAUUAGGAAAAUAUUAGUUUUUGUGUGUGAUGAAAUAAUGGUGGGCAGAGGUGAUCGCCCUCGACAUGAAAUUACCAUCCAGAUGCAGGAUAAACAUGUGUACAGAUGCAAUCACUAAAAUCAAAUGUAUAUAGCUGCUAAACAAAAUCUUUUAAAAUAUUGCUUAUUCAAAGAUUGAUAUCUUGAGUUAUUUUGUUUUGGAUAGUUGCAAUAUUUGCAAGUUAAGGCUAGUGCGGUCAACUAAUACAAACUAGUUGACCAGAAGCAUCAUAAUUUGGACAUAAUUUGUAAUUUACCAUAUGUGCAGUUUUAUAAAGUAAAUGGAGGUUCAUUAAAACAUUUUCUUACAAGUCA